Micropterus dolomieu (smallmouth bass) is the source of this 634-nucleotide messenger RNA. RefSeq lists its product as uncharacterized. Gene Ontology annotation, cellular component: external side of plasma membrane; membrane raft. Gene Ontology annotation, biological process: positive regulation of ERK1 and ERK2 cascade; interleukin-15-mediated signaling pathway; T cell activation. Lineage: Eukaryota; Metazoa; Chordata; Actinopteri; Centrarchiformes; Centrarchidae. The annotation marks the transcript as partial. The transcript has 3 exons. Gene Ontology annotation, molecular function: protein tyrosine kinase binding; MHC class II protein binding. The record is from RefSeq and is a predicted model, not a curated record.
CUCUCCUUCACUGUCAGAGUUGGAGAUGAAGUCACUUUGCCUUGUGAAAAUGUGACAGACAGUCAGAAAAGAUGUGAAUAUACUACAUGGUUCUUUGUUGGUUCAGGAAACAAACCAGCAGUAGAGCUGGUUACACUUGGGCAGAUUGGUGAAAACACCAAAGCUAAAUCAGACAGACUGAGUGUUACAGAGAACUGUUCUCUGGUUAUAAAGAAGGUCACAGACGAGGAUGAUGGUUAUUAUCACUGUCAACAGUACAAAUCAAGACAACAACAAGCUCCAGACUCUCAUGUUCAUCUGUCUGUUAUUAUCAUGACUGAACAUCAGGACGCUGAUAAGGUGACGUUAACCUGCUCUGUGUUGAAACAUGGAUGGUGUAGACACACGGUGAAGUUUCUGUAUGAGGGUAAAGAUGUGGACAAAGAUAACAAAGACAUGAAGACAUCACAGUCUGGCUGCUCGGUCACUGUGUCUUUCCUGGAUUCUCAUUUUAGUAACAAAUCAAAGUCUAACUUGAAGUGUGAAGUGACAGAUGGUUACUCUGGAAAAGUGCAGCUGUUCACCUUCAGCCCUCAGUCCUCAGGUGAGAAAACAGAUGAGGAUGCGACAACACCAUCACCACCACCACACGCAG